CCCGGACCAUACCGGAAGUGUCUGUUCAUAGUUUGUCGAAGUGCUAGCGACUAUGCUAAUGCAUUGCAGAUCUCAAUUUGAGUGUCUGAGUGAAUGUGUCAUCUUCAUUCUGGACACCGGGUUAUACACUAUCGCCAUGCUACCGCAGCAGUGAGCUUUUUCCACGGCAAUACUAAGAAGCGAUUGCAUAUCUUUCUGCCUAUCCAAGCGCCGAAUACAAGGCAGGUGUGAAUGACCGACGUGGUGCCUAUCACUGCCCUCAGUGAAAUCAAGCUCCGCCUUCUUUGCCAGGAUGACAUAGAAAGAAUAAAAGUGCUCUGUGGAGAGUGGUUCCCCAUCGAGUAUCCAGACUCAUGGUAUCAUGACAUCACAUCAAACAAGAAGUUCUUCUCGCUGGCUGCCACCUGUAGAGGUGGAAUUGUGGGGAUGAUUGUGGCAGAAAUAAAAAGUAGAACGAAAGUGCACAAAGAGGAUGGGGACAUCUUGGCCUCCAGCUUUCCUGUUGACACUCAAGUUGCGUACAUCCUGAGUUUAGGAGUCGUGAAGGAGUUUCGCAAACAUGGAAUAGGAUCUCUGUUACUGGACAGUUUAAAGGAGCACAUCUCCACCACGGCACAGGACCAUUGUAAAGCCAUCUACCUGCAUGUGCUAACUACCAAUAACACUGCCAUUCACUUCUAUGAGAACAGAGACUUUAAACAGCACCACUAUUUACCGUAUUAUUACUCUAUACGAGGAGUGCUGAAAGAUGGCUUCACUUACGUACUCUACAUCAACGGCGGACAUCCACCAUGGACUAUCUUAUAUCCUUUAUCUCGCAUAUGGUUUUUUUUGUGUGUGUGUGUGCAUUUGACUCUAGCAUAAUGUUUUACAUCUUUUUUUUAGUGCGAAAGCACAGUGUACAGCACUAUCUUUAGGCUUUCAUUGAUAAAACUAGAGCAGCUGCUCUCCGCGUCUUUCAUCGGUUUCAUUUUGCGAGCAUGUGAAAGUUGCGCGAGCCUAUUUCAUCAAUUGCGCUGAAAUAUCAGACGUACAAAACACUUCACAGCAUGUUUACUUACAACACAAGCAGCAGGCUCUGACAUAAUAUUAGUUCAUGUCCAUUUAAACCAUAAUUUCUCCAGCUUGUGUUUAAAAGAAAGCAAAGGGACUCGCCCACAGUCUUCACAGACCACCCCCUCAGGACACAAGCGGUAGAAAGUGGACGAAAGAAAUGGAUUAAAAUACCAGGUGUAAUACAUGCAGGGUGUGUGAAACACACCUUACACUGAGAACAAUUAAGUUAUUUGGUUUAACACUUAGGUAGGAAUGUAACCUUGUUGCUUUUCUCAUGGAUCUGAACAAACAGUUAAAGAAAAAUUCCUUGACUCACAUAGCACUGAUUAUAUUCAUCAUAUAGGUUCGGCACUGGCCAGUCUAAGCCCAUGCUCCAUUCCCCAGAGAAUCUACCGCCAAGCACAGAAUCUCCUUCGCAGCUUUCUGCCCUGGUCAGGCAUCUCUUCCAAGAGUGGCAUUGAGUACAGUAGAACAAUGUGAAGAUCAUCAGGCCAAAACAGCCAGCAAAACAGGGUGGAAAAGAUUUGCUUGUUUGCUUCCCACCCGAUGCCUGAAGCUACUAAACAGCUGUGAGGAGGAGACAAACGUUGGAUUUGGUAUCUGGUUUAGAGCUAUGUAUUAUAUUUGUACAAUUUAUAAAUAUAUAAACACACACACAAACACAAACACACUGACUUUAAUUAAUAUAUACAUUCAUAUGUUAUUAGUAGAUUGGCAUCUUAAUAUAAACUCUACUUCAUGCCUGUAAUUUUGCUGCUGUGUAGAAAUAUGCUAUGGUUUACCCAGAUUUUUAAUAUAAAUAGAUUUUUUAUGUGUUCCUCUACUAUUUUAAGGAAUAUAGGGUAUAUGAUGGUAAAAGUAUCUCCCUCAAGAUGCAUUCUUUUUGUUUUAGUCACUCAUGCAUGUGUAAAGCUCUCGUGUUUUGUUUGUGCAGCAGCACCUUGACGCAGUAGACAUUUCAGCCCAUGGUUUUAAGUAUGUGGAUUGUUUUAAUGUUGUUUGCACAGAGGCAAUGAAUGUAAUGCUGCGAUGAAGGCAAAAGGGGCUGCAGUUACGGAAAAUGCUCCGUGUUACCAAAUGUGUAUUGUCAAUGUCAAACAUGUGAACUGUUUUUAAAUUCAGAACAUCUUAAACUAGCUGGAGCAUUUCAUCCUGCCAUUCCAUUGAGUGUACUUUUUUUAAAGGUGAAGUUGAUGAGUUUGUAAGGGGGAACGUGUUUUAAUUGAAGGUAUGUUACUGUGAAUCAGGGAUUUAUACACAUAAUAAAAUGAUUUGGGGAAACAAGCUCUUGCGUUACAUAACUUGCAAUAUAAUAUAAAAGUAGGCCAGUUUUUGGCAAUGUUAAGUCAGAUCUGUGGUCCAUCCAUCAAUUUAUUUUGGUUCUGUUCUGUUAAUGAUUUCUGUUUAGUAUACACAAAUAUUAAACACAAAUUUUUGUUUAUAACACAGGAACCUUGUUUCAUCUACUGUACUGUUGUGCCCCGCACAUUUUUUUUUCAUGUAUUGUCAUGUUCAGUGUGAAUUGUCAGUAAAAAUGUUCAAUCAAUAUGUGCGUAAUUGUUUGAAUUGUUCAUGUACGUAAUAGCACCAAGUUACUUACUAUUUUGCCAUCCUUAUGUUUUAUUUAGCAAAUUGGUGCACUGUGGCAUUUUAUUGUGUUUUAAUUGUGUUGAUAGUAAACAUUGAAAUGCUUUUUUGUGUAACCCAGAUACAUAAACUUCCUUACUGUAACCUCAACUGUGGUUAAAUAUGUGGACUUGAGAUACUGAAAGUAACUACUUCAGUGCCAGAUUUUCAAAUUGUCACCAGAUCUGUCUCUAAAUUGUGUAGCACCCUCUAGUGUUUAUUUGGAGAUUCACGACUGCGAAAGAUAUUUUAUUGUAACUUAAUUUGAUUUACUGUAAUGUUAUUAAUAUCUUGUCUGUUUAUGAAUUACUCAUUCAUCCAUUUAAAGCAUUUUGAGAUGACCUAUUGAGAAAAGAGAAAUAAUAAAUAAAGAUCGUGCAACCAUU
This is a messenger RNA of Misgurnus anguillicaudatus (oriental weatherfish), 3068 nucleotides long. It is a transcript of the gene naa60, whose product is annotated as N-alpha-acetyltransferase 60, NatF catalytic subunit. NCBI's taxonomy places the organism in Eukaryota, Metazoa, Chordata, Actinopteri, Cypriniformes, Cobitidae. Gene Ontology annotation, biological process: N-terminal peptidyl-methionine acetylation. Gene Ontology annotation, molecular function: histone acetyltransferase activity; protein-N-terminal amino-acid acetyltransferase activity. Gene Ontology annotation, cellular component: Golgi membrane. The record is from RefSeq and is a predicted model, not a curated record.